ACUGAAGCGGUAGCAAUGCAGCCCAAUCUGAUAGUUGUCUUCUAUUUGGCACUUGUUGCACCACUGAGCUUUGUUGUGGUGCAAUCGCAAAAGUUUCUGCCUGAACCACCCACAUUUAUAAAGCCUUGCGCACUGAAGGAUAGCCAGAGUAACGACUGCUUGGCUAGGAAUAUUGAAAACAUUUUUCAACACUGGCGGAAUGGCGUACCGGGCCUCAGCGGUGUUGGCUCUCUGGAUCCAUUUCGGGUGAAUCGCUUGCGCAUUGCCCAGCGAGUGCCACCAAAUGUGGAUGUGCGUGUGGAGUUGCGAAAUAUGACCACAGUGGGUCUCAGCCAGGCCAAGAUACUGAACAGCACCACGUUGUACAACACUGGCCACUAUAAUCUCGGCUUUCAUGUGCAUCUAACACAAAUCAAUUUGACGAGCAAAUACAAGCUGAAGGGGCAUGUACUCCUACUCAAUCUUAACAGCACCGGCGUUUUGACCUCCGAGUUGGACAAUCUGGAGUUCUAUGUGGCAUUCCGAAUGCAGCCACAGCAGGCAGAGGGCAUCACAUUCAUGAAUGUGACCGCAAUUAAGACGGACAUCGCACGCAUCGACAACAUUCGCAUUAAUCUAACCAAUCUAUUUAAUGGCAAUAAGGAACUGGAACGUAGUGCCAACGAUAUCUUCAAUGAGAAUUGGCGCGUUCUGUUUGAAAUCUUGCGGCCCGUUCUGACCCAAACUUUUGACAGCGUUCUGGAGGAUCGAUUUACUAAAGUAUUUCGAUAUUUGCCAGCCAAGUAUUUGUUCAAGGACGUUGAAUAAUUAUUUGAAGCUCAU
Messenger RNA from Drosophila arizonae, 822 nucleotides. Its product is annotated as protein takeout-like. NCBI's taxonomy places the organism in Eukaryota, Metazoa, Arthropoda, Insecta, Diptera, Drosophilidae. The record is from RefSeq and is a predicted model, not a curated record. Gene Ontology annotation, biological process: multicellular organismal reproductive process.